GUGUGUGUGUAUGUGUGUGACUCUCCCGCGGCCAUGUUAACCAAGAAACCCUGUACUGCCGUCUACCCGACUGGUAAGGAAACCUGAAGCAAAGGAAUCGUUUUUAAUGCGUUUUCCCAAUGAGUUUCGGUCUCCGACUGGAUAUAACCAUGCGUUUAAUUGUGCUUCAACUGGACCUAAUAGUUUAGUGUAUGCAUCGCAAAGGGGGUGAGGUUGCUCGUCAGCUACAGUCUUCCCCCGGAAUCAGCGUUGGGGGUCCCCUAGACGGAGCUGGGUCCGACCCACCGUCACCCGUGACAGUACCACCCCUCAGGAAUAACUCUCCAACGCUCGGAGGCAAUAAGCACAGAAUGAACGAGCAGCCGCACACAGGGACACACCAGAUCCACGUUCAGCAGCUGUUCGAGGAGAACAGUAACAAACGGACGGUGUUGACCACGCAGCCCAACGGGCUGACGCCGGCGAGCCGGCCUGGUCUCCCGCUGCCCGACAGGCCGCGGGAUGGCAGCCAGGGCCGGCAGGCCAGCUCCACCUCCCUCAAGUCCGCCGACGGCAAAGCCAAGCCCAGCCCCGUGACCCCUGAGCAGGCCACGAAGCAGUACAUGUCUAAGCUGACUCCGUUCGAGCACCAGGAGAUCUACAACUACCCCGAGAUCUACUUUGCCGGUCCCAACGCCAAGAAGCGGCCGGGCGUGGUGGGGGGCUCCAGCAACAGCGGCUACGACGACGACCAGGGAUCCUACGUCCACGUCCCCCACGACCACGUCGCCUACCGCUACGAGGUCCUCAAGGUCAUCGGCAAGGGCAGCUUCGGCCAGGUGGUGAAGGCCUACGACCACAAGGCACAGCAGCACGUGGCUCUCAAGAUGGUGCGCAACGAAAAGCGCUUCCACCGGCAGGCGGCGGAGGAGAUCAAAAUCCUGGAGCACCUGCGCAAGCAGGACAAGGACGCGGGCAUGAACGUGGUCCACAUGCUGGAGAACUUCUCCUUCCGCAACCACAUCUGCAUGACCUUCGAGCUGCUCAGCAUGAACCUGUACGAGCUCAUCAAGAAGAACAAGUUCCAGGGCUUCAGCCUGCCGCUGGUGCGCAAGUUCGCCCACUCCAUCCUCCAGUGCCUGGACUCGCUGCACAAGAGCCGCAUCAUCCACUGCGACCUGAAGCCCGAGAACAUCCUGCUGAAGCAGCAGGGCCGCAGCGGCAUCAAGGUCAUCGACUUCGGCUCCAGCUGCUACGAGCACCAGCGCGUCUACACCUACAUCCAGUCCCGCUUCUACCGGGCGCCCGAGGUCAUCCUUGGAGGCCGCUACGGGAUGCCCAUCGACAUGUGGAGCCUGGGCUGCAUCCUGGCCGAGCUCCUCAGCGGGUACCCCCUGCUCCCCGGGGAGGACGAGGGCGACCAGCUGGCCUGCAUCAUGGAGCUCCUGGGAGUACCGAGCCAGAAGCUUCUGGAAGCCUCCAAGAGAGCCAAGAACUUUGUGAGCUCCAAGGGCCACCCGCGGUACUGCACGGUGACGGCCUUGCCGGACGGGACCACGGCACUGACGGGGGGUCGGUCGCGGAGGGGCAAGCUGCGGGGCCCGCCAGGCAGCAAGGAGUUGUCGACGGCCCUCAAGGGUUGCGAGGACGCCCUCUUCCUGGACUUCCUCAAGCAGUGCCUGGAGUGGGACCCGGCGGUUCGGAUGACCCCCAGCCAGGCCCUGCGUCACCCCUGGCUCCGGAGGCGCCUGCCCAAACCCCCCGCCGGGGAGAAGACCGCCCCCGCCGCCAAACGCAUCACGGACACCUCCGCAGCCCUGACGUCAAUCUCCAGAUUGCCGCCGAACUCCGGCUCGGCCUCCAAGCUGAGGUCCAACUUGGCGCAGAUGACGGACGCCAACGGGAAUUUACAACAGAGGACGGUUUUGCCGAAACUGGUCAGCUGAUCUCAGACGGGGGAAUUUCUUUCCCCGUUGUUUUAAAUGGUUUUUUGAAAAAAAUGGGAGAUCAUCUACAUCAGAAGGCUGUGCAAAACGCAACGGUGGCACGGUUUCGCCGUCGCUGAACGUCCUCGCUCCAGUUCAAGUGUGAAGGUUUUUAGGUUUUUAUGGUUUUUUAAAAUGUGAAAUCACUACACAAUUGUUGGGUUUUGUAUCACUUUUAUGCUGUAAAAGAAUAUUACAAGCAUUUAUAUAUGAAAAUAUAAUUUGUUGAAGUGGCAAAAUGGGGAAGAAAGGGAACAGUGCUCUAAGGUUUUUUAUCUCAGGACAACGUGCUAGUCGCCAACAUCUGUGCCGCCUGGCUGAAUAGAUUAGGAAACCCGUAUAAUUCUCACAUUUGAGUGUUGUAGUGUAGAAGGCAGUGUAGGAUGGACCACAGAUAUCCACUCUCAGAAGCACCUGAGGGACCUCUGGUUCUUCGCCUCAGUGUUGCAGGUCUGCAUCAACAGUGCGAUAAGGAGAGGUCAGAGUUGUAUCAGUGCAAUUUUAUAGCCGUUUUGUGCUUUUCAAUGAAUAUACUCUCAACAGCAUAAAAGUCUGUGUUAUCAAAUGUUAUCAAAAAAUGUGGAGGAUGUUGUCUUGAGUGAUAAACAGAGAAGUCGGUGACCGAGGAGAAAAGUGCAAAGAUUGCGAACGUUUGUGCAAGAUUACCCAGGGGAUGUGGCACGUGCCUAAAAUUCUCCACAUUCCUUAUUCGUUGAAGGAAAUGAACGAGCUUGGAACCACCUACUCUACCUGUACAGGUAACAGCUGAGAGGACUCAGGUGUUACAUCACAGGUUAAUUCAUGGGUUCCUCAGAGGAACGGUAUCGGUGUUUGAAUGUGCAUAUCAUGAAUCAUGGCAUGUGACCUUGAGAAUGUCAGUUGGUAGAGGUGCUGAAAUUCCUUCUGUCAGAGGAAAAAUACUUCUAUGGUGCUUUAUGUUUUUUUACAGAUUUUAUUACUUACUUUUAAUUCUGAGGAAGGGAGCAUGGCAGGUGAACUAUGGGACGUUGUAGAAGCCAAACGAUAUGACCAGAGACGUUGCUAAACAGAAGGGAUGGAGAAUGAAUGAAAGAGCGCGGUGUGAUUUUCAGUUUUUAGAGGAGGUGUCAUACCGUAGCCUGUGUGGGAAGGAGGUUGAUGGAGUGGUGCAGUAGAGUGGCGUGUGUCUGGAGUUGUCCAGUGUAGCGUAUAUCAGAAUCAAACUCAGGAUUACUCACUCCACGGGUUACGACUAGCAGCCAUAUCAUUGGCUCACACGUUUACUAGCAGCUGUGUCAUUGGUUCACAUGUUGACUAGCAGCCGUAUCAUUGGCUCUCACCAUGUGCUUGACUAGAGCAGUGGAGUGGGCCUGUAAUUGUAUGUCGAGAGUUAAAAUACCUUUGAGCAUAUUCCCUAGCUGGGUCAAAAAAGUAGUGUUUGUCUCUGGUGGAGGUAAAAAAAAAAAAAAAAGAAGAUAUUCUUGAGACCGAAACACCUCUUUUUUUUUUUUUUUUUACCCAAAAACCCAGUCCUUAGGAAUCAGCGAACGGGCAGAGACCACCAAGCCUCAAAUUGAAGGAGCAUUUUAAACAUAUCUUUAUAUGGAGUUAUGGGACUUUUUAUUUAUAAAUUUUCCUUAAAAAAAAUGUUUCGUGAAGAGCUAAUAUGAAAACUUGAGGCCUGAAUGUUGUGCGUUGGCCUGGAAACCGCAAGGUGUGCCCUGUGAAUACGGAAUCCUGGGCAGGGCUACAGUACCUGGCGGUGCCACGCCCGAGGCCACUCUGUUAUUGAGAAGGGAAAGAACCCACUGAGUCACGCUUGCCUUACCUGCAUGCAUGUGGGGAUAGGAAAGGCCUCUUAGGGAGCGACAAGGGCGUGGCAUUCCUGUGUCCCUCUCCACUCCCCUCACCCCCGCCCCCGUCCCCAGUGGUGCUGGGUGGCAAACAGUCCGCCAAACACGCCCAAUGCGUUUCUCUGCCCUUACCAGCAGCCUGGGAACACGGUCGUCUUUUGCUUCUUGUUCCUACCGAAGCGAACUCCAUUGUGCCCUUUAACUGAGAGUUUCUCCAAUGGACCUAUUUCAGUUAAUAUUUCCUUUCCCCACCCACCAAUAUCAUUUGUUUUUUAAAAGGAGAGCCUUGAACCCUGGUCUUCUGCAUGAUAGACAAUCGCACUAACCACAACUCCGAAUCAGAGCCGCCUUUUCGCUAUACGAGGCUGCUCUCUUUUUAAAAAAUAAAUGCUUUCCCUGAUUGACGAGCAACACGCGGGGGUGAGAUUACAAUCCGAGAUACAACCCUUUUGACACGACCGUCUGACCCUGUUCAGGGCAAAGAUAUAGCCAAACGCUGCUCACUGCCGCCCCCCCCCCACCCCCCCACAUUCAUACAUGGUCGCACAAACAGGAAGCUUUUUACUUUUUGUGUUAUUUGUUGUUAUUUUGCGUAUUCACCAUAGUGGAGAAAUAUUGCUCUUAGGUAAAUAAUGUGCCUUUGGUUCUCAAUGCCGCUCUUUACUACGGUGACCUAAGACCCCCCGGUGCUCCUCAUAGUACAUAUAGUGCACAUUCCUGCAGUAAAGCACCCAAAGAGAUUCUCUCUCCAUAACACACAAAAUGGUGGAUAAGAGGAAGAGGAAGUGACUGCACAGGAAGAGGAAGUGACUACACAGAGGAUCAUUUCCCUGUGAUGUGAACCACUUGGGUGCCAUUUGCUCUGUUGACAAUACAAUUCCGUUAACAGUGUAUUCUUUUAAAUGUAUUUUUAAUCAUGUUUUUGUCCUAACAGGGUGAAAAAUUACUUUUUUUUCACUAUUCUUUUUGUCUCACCAUCAGCCCAUUCAAGGGGGCAUGUUUCAUUCUUUCAUUCACUCAUGACUUGUACAAAGGGAAAAAGAGCUACUGCAAUUUUUUACCUCAAUACUGUUGUGAGAUAUUUUUACGGCAGUUAAAAACCCAGGGGAUUCAGUAGGUACGAAAGUGCAUUCCUUUGUAUUUCUGUGGCUACAAGGAAAUGUUAGCCUGCCCAUAUUGUCUUUUGUACCUGAAGAAGAAGUGUCACCCAACCCACUUUUUACUGUCAGUCACUGGCCCUGUCAGUACAACAGGAGACCAAGGAAAGUUGAGCUGGUAUGCUGGUCUAGGGCUUUGUUCUUACCUCUGUGAAAAUGGUUUGGGGGGGGGGGCGGGGGGUAUGUAGCGUAUCAUCAGUCUUGUAGCUGGACACAGCUGAAAACCUACUGCCCACAAGUCAGAACAGAGUCCGGAUUUGGCUCGUACACAACAGUUCUGUCUGCGAAGCUGUAGUGAACUGGUUAAAUAAGUUUAAAGAACUGGCAAAGAUUUAGCAGUUUCAAAGCUUGUGCUUCUUGUUACUUCCAGUUAAUAUAUUAGUCCUGAUAAUAUUUGGAGGUCAGCUGCUGUCCGUUAAAAGAGUGUUUAAAAAAAAAUCAAAAGGCCUGAUGCCUUUUCUAAAAAAAAAUAAAAAAAACUUUUACUAAAAAAUAAAGAUAAUAUAAACUGAGCAACAAAUCCCACAUUGUAUUUGUAUUCUGCCACAGGGACAUGUACUGUACAUUUUGUGAAAUUUACAAAGGAUUUUGUGUGGAUGUGUACAUAUGUAUGUAAUGUUUUUUUUCCCCUCUGGUUAAAAUGCUGCUCAAAAUUCUACAUAUGCACUGUUGUGCAUUUUUAAUUUUGGCAACCAUUUUUAUUGUAUGUAUUGUACAGCUAAUGGAAUGGUAUAAACUUUUUUCUAGUGAUCAUUUGUUAAAUUUAUCGCUGUGGCCAGAAAAUAUUAAUAAAAAACUUUAAUGUCCAUCAGAUACAA
This is a messenger RNA of Conger conger (European conger), 5771 nucleotides long. Its product is annotated as dual specificity tyrosine-phosphorylation-regulated kinase 2-like. Gene Ontology annotation, molecular function: protein serine/threonine/tyrosine kinase activity; ATP binding; protein serine/threonine kinase activity. Gene Ontology annotation, cellular component: nucleus. The transcript has 3 exons. Gene Ontology annotation, biological process: peptidyl-threonine phosphorylation; peptidyl-serine phosphorylation. The coding region runs from base 192 to 1925 and encodes 577 amino acids. Lineage: Eukaryota; Metazoa; Chordata; Actinopteri; Anguilliformes; Congridae. The record is from RefSeq and is a predicted model, not a curated record.